AUGCCCGCCGGGCCUCCGGGGAGCGUCCUGGCCAGCGGCUGUCUGUGUCUUUCUGCCCGCGAGCUGCAGCGCGCUGGCUGUUUUUAUGUGGGAAAAAAGUGCGUGAAUCGGACGGCCGAAGAGUCUCGCAGACGCCUGUGUCCACCGCUCGCGAACACUCAGUCCGCAAGUGGCCGCGCUCUAAUUGCCCCCGUCUCCGACCCUCCGGGCGUGUCUCUGGCAAACGAAUUUGUCGAGCUUCCCGUCCUCGCCGUGGCGCACUCCGAAAGCUGUUGCUUCUGCGAUGCUUGGAACGGGCAAGUCACUGUUUUCGCGAAUCUGGGGGAAGUCGGCGAGGGCGAGGAAGUGAACCGCGCCGCAGGAGCGUUUUGGUCUUUGCGCCGACGGGGAAACGCAAACACAAAAAUGGCAGAAACCGCAGCGCGAGAUGGCGCGGACGGAAACGCGCGGAAUGAUGAAAAGACUGCACAUUGCGACCGCGGACAGUCGAGGGGGACAGGAGCGCGAGGCGAUGAAGGUGGAGCGUCGCCUUUCGAGAAAAAAGUCGGGGAAAGCUACGCCGCAUUCGCCGACAGACUCCACAACCGCGAGGGCUUCCCGCUCUACCUCGACAAUAACAGCUCCACAAAGACCGAUCCCCGUGUUUUCCAGGAAAUGGCCCCGUUCUUUGAAAGCCUCUUUGGAAAUCCAGGAAGUGCACACGAACGCGGCAGAAUCAACAAGGCGGCGCUCGAGGAGGGGCGCGAACGCGUCGCCGGCUGCCUCGGCGUCCCUCCGUCGACCAUCUUCUUCACGUCAGGCGCAACAGAGAGCCUCAACUGGGCAAUCAAAUGCGGCGCUACUGCUCAGAGCCGAAAAGGCCUCGACCGCCACAUCGUGACCACUCGCAUCGAACACCCAGCAGUCCUAGAGAUCUGCAAAUUUCUGGAGGAAGACCACGGCUUCCAAGUAACAUUUUGUCCUGUUGACUGCUUCGGCUUCGUAAACCUCGAGGCUCUCUCGAGGCUGCUGCGUGCCGAGACUGCGUUUGUCAGCGUCCCACAUGCGAAUGCAGAAAUUGGAGCAGUGCAACCUAUCGAGAAGGUUGCCAUGAUUGUGCGAGAGCACGCACCGCAUGCGCUCUUGCAUGUCGAUUGCUCUCAGUCGCUCGGCAAAAUACCAGUGAAUAUUCCUCAGCUUGGCGCCGACUUGGUGACGAUUGCAGGACACAAGAUCUACGCGCCCAAAGGCGUCGGCGCUCUUUACGUCGGUUCCCGAGCAUGCUUAGGGCCGCUCCUUCACGGGGGCGGACAGGAAAGAAGACUCCGAGGUGGAACAGAAAAUGUGCCAUACUGUGUGGCGCUGGGCAAGGCAUGUGAGCUGAUAGCUCAGGGUUGGUCUGAGCCCCAGGGAUCGCGCGCCACGAUUUCGGACUCGGCUGCUCCUCUUCCUCGCUCUGCGUCUCCUGGCCCGCUGACUUCCCCGGCAACGGGAUACGGCGAGAGCCCCGAGGCCGGAGCCUCCGCAGAGACUCGCGGCGGCGGCGACCGGGAUGCACAUUCACCUCAGGAGGAGGACGGGAGCGAGGAGGCGAACCAAGGGGGAGAGGGGAGAGGCGGAGACGCAGGGCAGAUGCGCGAGGAGCCAGGCGUCGCUGGAGAGGGAGAAGGCGCAGCGCAGGUCACCAAGACGGGGUUCGCGGAGGAGCAAACCGCGACGUCGUCGGGUCCGGGUGUACGUACACCCCACGGCGAAGGAGACAAGCCGUUUUCCUGGCUGCCGAGUCUCACCUCGACGUUUCGCAUGGGAUCGAGUUGCGAGCGAAAGCGCGAGGACGGCCCGCGCGACACUGUCUUCCCUGCUUCAGCGUCGGCUCUCAGUCGCGUCUGCGUGUCGUUGGGCUUCUCGCGGGUUUUGCCACCGGCGCUUGCCUCGGAUGCGUCGCAUCGAGCCAGCGGGUCGUUCGCUGGCGAGUGGGGAUCUUUCUCGGACAGACAGGGGGCUGCAAGCAGCCUUUCGGCGCACCCGAAACACAUGGAACAGUCUUUGAUCAAAUUCACUCAGCAGUUCUUCGCCGAGCUGCUCCUCCUGACUCAGUGGUCACCAGACCAACUCGGCAACCUCAUCCGCAUCAACGGCCCUCUGCGACGAGCCCGAGCAUUCUUUGAGAGCGGUGACAACGCACAAGAGAAGAGUUUCGCCGAAGUGUACGGCGCGCUCCCGAACACACUUUCUCUGUCGAUUUGCGGCGCCGACGGACCGGAAAUCGUCAGACUUCUCUGCGACCGCCUGUGUAUCUCGGCGGGGUGUACGUGUCACAGCUCUGGGGAACUGACGAGUUCAACGCUUCAGGCGAUUCAGCUAGACAGAAAGUGGGCACGGGGAACCAUUCGAAUUUCUACUGGACGCUUCACAACGCUGAACGACGCGGCAGUGGCUGGACGUCUUCUAGCUCGGUUCCUGAUCUCAGAGAAUAUGCUUUUCGGGAAGCCCGAGCGUGUCUCCGCUGAUCUGUCUGCCGAUCGCGAAAACGGAGAGCUGACUGGAGGUGCCGAGACAUUCUAAAAACAAAGAGAUCGCUGACACUGCUGAAAAGCGUGCGUCUGAUCGAUGCAUCUGCUCACCCCGAGCCAAUGAGAACAUACGAUGAAAAAAACUGUCUUUCUCAACAUAAACAAAGUGACUGGCGAUCCACUGAAACAGUUUGCAAACGGGAUAAGUAUGGGCAGGGGACUUUGCUUACCAAACCAGACACACGGCACGCACACCCAUCCUAGACGGAGUUGCCCCGACAGCGGAACAAAAGAUCAGAAGGGCUGGUGAGAAGUGAAGCACGACAGUGGAGUGAAACGUGGCAUAAUACUUAGGUACUGGCAAGCACUCUGAACAAACGUGAACGGAAGAAAAACAAACACUGGAGCAGAACGAAAAAGGGCUGUCUCGUUCGUUGUGAAGCAAAAGCUGCGGAAUCGUAGACGUUCCGCGGUUGGUGUGACGCAAGAUUCAGAUUAAGAGCUUUUCGUCUCGUGGAUGGACGGAGUUUCGUAAUUGUUUCCUGCGUGGGCCUUUGCUGCCGUCGAGCGUGGCGAUCCGGCAGAAAUCCAGGGGUUUUCGCUAACAUGGCCGUUGUACCUGGAGUACGGCUGCGCAAUGGAAAACGGGCUGCAGGCUCUUAGGGGGGGGCGUCUCUGAGAGAGUAGAAAGUAUGAGACUAAAAUGUCGCUCGCUUUCCGGUGCAACAUGAGGCACUAGAACCAUUUUUCUGAUUUGUGAUUGCUUCCUGGACGACAUCUGCCAUGGCAGACGGGUCGGGGUGAGGUCCCAUUCGCAGAUUACUCUCACCAGCUUGUGUGAAAAUAAGUGGGUGGAGGAUCCGAGAGAAACGUCGAACCUCUUUGCACUUUCGUUACCGGGUUUUCUUUCCCCUUUUGUUUUGAGGUGAAUGCAAAACACUGUCGAUGUUACUGAGUGGAUGCACGGAU
Molecule: messenger RNA, 3461 nt
Organism: Toxoplasma gondii ME49
Lineage: Eukaryota; Apicomplexa; Conoidasida; Eucoccidiorida; Sarcocystidae
Product: aminotransferase, class V superfamily protein
Exons: 12
Coding region: 1-2544 (847 amino acids)
Biological process (GO): iron-sulfur cluster assembly
Cellular component (GO): cytosol; mitochondrion
Molecular function (GO): cysteine desulfurase activity
Source: RefSeq, a predicted model, not a curated record